This is a messenger RNA of Microtus oregoni (creeping vole), 5441 nucleotides long. RefSeq names its product bone morphogenetic protein receptor type-2. Gene Ontology annotation, cellular component: signaling receptor complex; plasma membrane. Bases 1314 to 4226 code for a protein of 970 amino acids. Gene Ontology annotation, biological process: protein phosphorylation; cellular response to growth factor stimulus; BMP signaling pathway. The record is from RefSeq and is a predicted model, not a curated record. The transcript has 13 exons. Gene Ontology annotation, molecular function: ATP binding; transforming growth factor beta receptor activity. NCBI's taxonomy places the organism in Eukaryota, Metazoa, Chordata, Mammalia, Rodentia, Cricetidae.
CGCCGCCGUAGCCGCCCGCGCUGCACCACUGGCCCGAGACAGACAGGGGUCGGGGAGAGAGAGAGGGGAGGAGGCGGCGGCGGAGGCGGGGCGACUCCGGUGACCGGGAGCGCCUCAGACUGGCAGCUGCGGCGACUCCCCCCUUUGUGUCUGGUCUGCUCGGAGCCGCCGGAGCCGCUUCCCGGAGGGGUGUGGGGUGUUUCGCAAGCCCCCGCUACCCACCCCUUCCUCGGCCACCUACGUCCGUCUUCCCGCCGCCCCCCGCCCUCGGCCCGCGACGCCCAGAGCUGCGGAGAGCGAGGCGGCGGUGGCGGCGGCGGCGACGGCGGCUUCUGCUUCUUCCUCGGGCUGUGCUGGCUGUGAUUCGUUCCUGAGAGCCGUCGACGGGAGGAGACCGGGCUUCUUCCACGGUGCUGGGAUUUCCUGCAGGCCCCCGGAGCCGAGCGGCGGGAAGAGCCGACAGCGAGGCCGCGCGGGCCGAGCGCCCUCGGAAGGCCAGCCGGGGCCGCCCCGCACCUCCCCGCGUGCGGCGCUCCGGGGCUCGCCGGGGCCGCGACCCUCGCCUCCCCUCCCCCGCGCCCCGAGGCCCGGCCUGCUGCCUGCCUGCCUGCCUGCGCGACCCUCGCGCGAUUGUUCCGAGGAAGCCGUGGACUCGCCCAUGGAGGCCGGCACCUUUUUCGACCCAGUCGGUGGAGAGGAUUUAUUGAUGUCGGAAUCCGAGUGAAGCAAGCAACGAGGCGAAACUUUCAACGGAGACCCUACCCGUCUGCACUCCGAGUCCGGAGCGAUGCGACUCGGGCGGCCGGGCGCCGCCGCCCGCCCUGCUGCGCCCUUCCCGGCGGUCGGGAACUUGUUCUGAUCCUCAGUGCCCCCAUCGAGUCCCCGCCCUCCAUCCCCCCCACCCCCACCUCCGGCACUCUGGAUAUGUUUUCUCCCAGAUCUGGAUAUUUUUUUGAUAUCGUGAAGCUACGAGGGAAAUAAUUGCAGGCAUUUCUUCAGGGCUCUCUGCUUCUCUCCUCCCUCUCCCUCCCUCCCCCCACGGACAUGCCUUCAGUUUGGGGAGCCGAGGCACCCUGUCCUAGGCGAAUGAAGCCCCCCAGCCACGAGGGAGCGAAAUGAAGGGAAAUUCUGCAGUGGAAUGAGAGCUCUCCAGCUAGGUCCUCGCAUCUGCCAUUUGUCCAUUCAAACUGUAUUGUAAUCCGGGCAGGAUAAAUCAGACGGAGAGACGAGCAGCCUCCUGGCCGGCUUUCUCCGCCCGAAUUUACUUUCCACAUUUCUUUUCUUUGCCUUCCUGCUUCUUGGCUGGCCCAGGGAUGACUUCCUCGCUGCAGCGACCCUGUCGGGUGCCCUGGCUGCUAUGGACCGCCCUGCUGGUCAGCACUACGGCUGCUUCCCAGAAUCAAGAACGGCUGUGUGCAUUUAAAGAUCCCUAUCAACAAGACCUUGGGAUAGGUGAGAGCAGAAUCUCUCAUGAAAACGGGACAAUAUUGUGCUCCAAAGGGAGCACGUGCUAUGGCCUGUGGGAGAAAUCCAAAGGGGACAUCAAUCUUGUGAAACAAGGGUGUUGGUCUCACAUUGGGGAUCCCCAAGAGUGUCACUAUGAAGAAUGUGUUGUAACUACCACCCCACCCUCUAUUCAGAAUGGGACAUACCGCUUUUGCUGCUGUAGUACAGAUCUAUGUAAUGUCAACUUUACUGAGAAUUUUCCACCUCCUGAUACAACACCACUCAGUCCACCUCAUUCAUUUAAUCGAGACGAGACAAUAAUCAUUGCUUUGGCAUCAGUCUCUGUAUUAGCUGUUUUGAUAGUCGCCUUAUGUUUUGGAUACAGACUAUUGACAGGAGACCGGAAGCAGGGUCUUCACAGCAUGAACAUGAUGGAGGCCGCAGCCUCAGAGCCGUCUCUGGACCUGGAUAACCUGAAGCUCCUGGAGCUGAUUGGACGGGGUCGAUAUGGAGCAGUGUAUAAAGGUUCCUUGGAUGAGCGUCCAGUUGCUGUAAAAGUAUUUUCUUUUGCAAACCGUCAGAAUUUUAUAAAUGAAAAAAACAUUUACAGAGUGCCUUUGAUGGAGCAUGACAACAUUGCUCGCUUUAUAGUUGGAGAUGAGAGACUCACUGCAGAUGGACGCAUGGAGUAUUUGCUGGUGAUGGAGUAUUAUCCCAACGGAUCUCUAUGCAAAUAUUUGAGUCUCCAUACAAGUGACUGGGUAAGCUCUUGCCGGUUGGCUCAUUCUGUGACUAGAGGAUUGGCUUAUCUGCACACAGAAUUACCACGAGGAGAUCAUUAUAAACCUGCAAUUUCUCAUCGAGAUUUAAAUAGCAGAAAUGUCCUGGUAAAAAAUGAUGGCACGUGUGUCAUCAGCGACUUCGGUUUGUCCAUGAGGCUAACUGGAAACAGACUGGUGCGCCCAGGGGAAGAGGAUAAUGCAGCUAUAAGUGAGGUUGGCACAAUUCGCUAUAUGGCACCCGAAGUGCUGGAAGGAGCUGUGAACCUGAGGGACUGUGAGUCCGCGUUGAAGCAGGUAGACAUGUAUGCGCUGGGGCUGAUCUACUGGGAGGUGUUCAUGAGAUGUACAGACCUCUUCCCCGGUGAAUCUGUACCAGAAUACCAGAUGGCUUUCCAGACAGAAGUUGGCAACCAUCCCACUUUUGAGGACAUGCAGGUUCUUGUGUCGAGAGAAAAACAGAGACCCAAAUUCCCAGAAGCCUGGAAAGAAAACAGCUUGGCGGUGAGGUCACUCAAGGAAACGAUCGAAGACUGCUGGGACCAGGACGCAGAGGCUCGGCUCACGGCACAGUGCGCUGAGGAGAGAAUGGCCGAGCUUAUGAUGAUAUGGGAGAGAAACAAGUCUGUGAGCCCCACGGUCAACCCCAUGUCUACGGCCAUGCAGAAUGAACGCAACCUGUCACAUAAUAGGCGUGUGCCAAAAAUUGGGCCUUAUCCGGAUUAUUCUUCUUCCUCGUAUAUUGAAGACUCCAUACACCACACUGACAGCAUUGUGAAAAAUAUUUCCUCUGAGCAUUCGAUGUCCAGCAGCACGCCUUUGACUGUAGGAGAAAAGAACCGAAACUCAAUUAAUUACGAACGGCAGCAAGCACAAGCUCGGAUCCCCAGCCCUGAAACAAGCGUCACCAGCCUGUCCACAAACACAACCACCACAAACACCACGGGCCUCACUCCGAGUACUGGCAUGACCACCAUCUCUGAGAUGCCGUACCCAGAUGAAACCAAUCUGCAUGCCACGAAUGUUGCGCAGCCGAUUGGGCCGACCCCUGUCUGCUUGCAGCUGACGGAAGAAGACCUGGAAACCAAUAAGCUAGACCCAAAAGAAGUUGAUAAGAACCUCAAGGAAAGCUCUGACGAGAACCUCAUGGAACACUCUCUCAAGCAGUUCAGUGGGCCAGACCCCUUGAGCAGUACCAGUUCCAGCCUGCUUUAUCCACUCAUAAAGCUCGCAGUGGAAGUAACUGGGCAGCAGGACUUCACACAGGCUGCAAACGGCCAGGCCUGCUUAAUUCCUGAUGUUCCGCCCGCUCAGCUCUAUCCUCUCCCUAAGCAACAGAACCUGCCUAAGAGACCCACUAGUUUGCCUUUGAACACCAAAAAUUCAACAAAAGAACCCCGGCUAAAAUUUGGCAACAAGCACAAAUCAAACUUGAAACAGGUAGAAACUGGAGUUGCCAAGAUGAAUACAAUCAAUGCCGCAGAACCUCACGUAGUGACGGUGACUAUGAAUGGGGUGGCAGGGAGAAGCCACACUGUUAAUUCCCAUGCCGCCACAACCCAGUAUGCCAAUGGGACGGUGCCGUCUGGCCAGGCGGCCAACAUAGUGGCACAGAGGGCUCAAGACAUGCUGCAGAAUCAGUUUAUUGGUGAGGAUACCCGGCUGAAUAUUAAUUCCAGUCCUGAUGAGCAUGAACCUUUACUGAGACGAGAGCAGCAAGCUGGCCAUGAUGAAGGGGUUCUGGACCGUUUGGUAGACAGGCGGGAACGGCCCCUCGAAGGGAGCCGAACUAAUUCCAAUAACAACAACAGCAAUCCGUGCUCAGAACAAGAUGGACUUCCACAGGGUAUUACAAGCACAGUUGCAGAUCCUGGGCCAUCGAAGCCCAGAAGAGCACAGAGGCCCAGUUCUCUGGAUCUUUCAGCCACAAAUAUCCUGGAUGGCAGCAGUAUACAGACAGCGUCUGUUACUCGUGUUGUGGCAGAACCUGCCUUCUGGUGACAGCCUACGGUGAGGUCACAGCCGCGCUCUCUCUGCUUCUCCUUUUGUCACGAGUGAUCCGUAAACCAGGCUCUGUCUUUUAAUGAAGCACUUUCUGUCAGAUAUGGAUUUUCCUUAAACAUUGUUUCCCAGCCAGUUUGCAAACAAAAGGUUCUCAUGUUUUCAGAUGCUCAAAAUUCUUAUUGUGCAUUAUCUGAUUAAGUUUUAAUUUUUUACAGGGGGGAGGUAAAAAAGUUAAGUGUAAGUCUCCAAAUUCCUGAUCUCAGUUCUGGUGUCCUGAACACCAUUUUCUCAUUUGAAACCCUCUGCCCUCACGAUUUAACUAAAGACGGCCCCUUUCCCAGCACACUGUCCACAGCACUUGUGACUUCUUUGACUUGCCAUCUGCUGCGCUGCUUUGAUGUGACAACAUUUAAAGCAUUUAUUCAGCUGGGCUGCUGACUGGAGUCUCAGUCCUUGGAUUAAGAUGGUCUUAUUCUCCCGGGACUCCUUUCUCCCCUUUGUGCUUUCUUGGCCCCUCUUCUGGGUCAGAUUUGUCUUGUUUUGUUUUGGGUUGGGUUUUUUUCGUGACAGAGCUUCUCUGUGCAGCUCUGGCUGUCCUGGAACUCACUCUGUAGACCAGGCUGGCUUUGAACUCAGAUUCUUAAAAUAAAUUUUGUCUUCUGACAUCAGUUUAUUUCAGGUAGUGACCAUUUUUUUAAAUCUAUGUAACAAAUAACUUUUGUCUUUUACUUCCUUGUCUGUCCAAAUGUCUUUGAGAUGCAUUUCAGGAUUUUUGUUUUUUUCAGUUGUCGGACAACUUUAAAUCAAAAUAGAUUAUAUUCCUUCUAUCUCUAACUGAAGCACUGAGAAUAAAUGUCCCCCGGAGGUCCAGCUGGUCCUUCUCUUUCAGAAAACUGCCUUACAUUCUAAUAGUUUAUAUUAAGGCCAAUCACUUGUGAAUUUCCCAACAGUCUUCAAUGGUUAAUACAUUUAUGAAAUGCUUUAAAAAGUAGUAUGCCAGGUUAAAAGAGAAAGGGUAUCGUUUCCAAUCUCAUGCAGAUAUGUUUAAAACAAAUAAUUCCUUUCACUGAUACAUGGUAACUGCUUGACAAAUAGGAAUAGCAGAAAGCAUAGGUCCUUUUAAUAAAUGUUGGAAUUUAUAAUACAGAGCACUCAAAAAUCCCUUUUUUUUUUUUUUUUUUUUUGGUUUUUCAAGACAGGGUUUCUCUGUGG